CUGCCUCUAACCGAAGCGCUCCUGUACCAUGUCCUGGUAUUGGGUCGAGAAGGGGGCGGCAGUGUCAGGCCUGGUGGCAUUGGCUGGAGUCCUGGCCUGCCUGCUGGCCCAGGGCUUGCAGACAGCCGAGAUGGAGAGGCUGAGGAAAGAGGUGGCGAGGCUGAGGCUGGCGUGUGGAGCCCGGAGAGGGGAGGAGGAGUCGGCCCAGUUUCUGACUGCUGCAGGUCAGGAUGUCUCCAUCGUGCACGGCAGCACCACGAACCCCACCAGCGUCGGGGCCGUCCCUGGGAUCUCCGGUGCUCAGUCCAGCCGCUGGGGAGGGGAACCAGCAGCCCGCAUGGAGCGCGACAUCCAGUCAAAGCCCAGAGACAGACAGAAAUGGAGACGCUCGCUCCUGCAUUUGGUACCCUUGUCUAUCUCGUCCCAAGGUGAUGUGACAAUAAUUCACUGGCAGAAGAUUGUCCACACCGGCAAAUCCAUUGAGCAGAACCACAAUACGAUCUCCAUUAAAGGCAGUGGCUAUUACUUCAUAUAUACCCAGGUAUGGUGUGGGUAUUCACAGUCAGAAAAGGAGGGGCGAGGGGCAGAAACUGGCAAAGUACUGGGAUGGAAAGAAUAGGAAAGACAGUGAUACAGAGAGAGAGAGAGAGAGAGAGAGAGAGAGAGAGAGAGAGAGAGAGAGAGAGAGAGAGAGAGAGAGAGAGAGAGAGAGAGUGUGUGUGUGUGUCUGAGAGAGAGAAAUCAAUGAAGGUAAGGAUAAAGAACUAAAGAGCAAAUGUAUAUACUGUCCUUCCAUGACCAGUUUCCUCAAGAUCAAGGGCAGGUCCCACUCCAGAAUACAAGUACAUUUUCCAGGCUGCAAUGUCCUUGAAGUACUGAGGCAAGGACUCAAAUUCAGAGGAACAGUACAGAGGGACUGUCACACUGUCAGAGGGACAGUACUGACGGAGUGUCACACUGUCAGAGGGACAGUACUGACGGAGUGUCACACUGACAGAGGGACAAUAUUGAGUGAGUGUCUGACAGUCACAGGGACAGUAUUGAGGGAGUGUCACACAGUUUAGAGGGACAGUACACAGGGAGUGUCACACUGUUUAGAAGGACAGUACAGAGGGGGUGUCUCACAAUCGGUGUGACAGUACAGAGGGAGAGUCCAACAGUCAGAGGGACAGUACUGAGGGAGUGUCUCACUGUCAGAGGGACAGUACUGAGGGAGUGUCUGCAAUAUUGGGGGGACAGUACUGGGAGUGUCUGCACUGUCAGAGGGACAGUACUGUGGCAGUGUCUCACUGUCAGAGGGACAGUACUGAGAGAGUGUCUGACUGUCACAGGGACUGUGUUCAGGGAGUGUCUAACUGUUUAGAGGCAAAGUACUGAGGGAAUGUCUGACAGUCAGAGGGACUGUACUGAGGGAGUGUCCCACUGUCAGAGUGAGAAUAAUGAGGGCGUGUCCCACAGUCAGAGGGAAAGAACUGAGGGAGUGUCUGCAAUAUCAGAGGGACACUACUGAAUGAGUGCCUCACGGUCAGAGGGACAGUUAUGAGGGAGUGUCACACUGUCAGAGGGACAGUACAGAGGGAGUGUCUCACUGACAGAGGGACAGUACUGAGACAGUAUCUGACUGUCACAGGGACAGUACUGAGGGAUUGCCUCACGGUCAGAGGGACUGUACUGAGGGAGUGUCGCAGCGUCAGAGGUACAGUUCUUAGGGAGUGUCACGCUGUCAGAGUGAGAAUAAUGAGGGCGUGUCCCACAGUCAGAGGGAAAGAACUGAGGGAGUGUCUGCAAUAUCAGAGGGACACUACUGAAUGAGUGCCUCACGGUCAGAGGGACAGUUAUGAGGGAGUGUCACACUGUCAGAGGGACAGUACAGAGGGAGUGUCUCACUGACAGAGGGACAGUACUGAGACAGUAUCUGACUGUCACAGGGACAGUACUGAGGGAUUGCCUCACGGUCAGAGGGACUGUACUGAGGGAGUGUCGCAGUGUCAGAAGUACAGUUCUCAGGGAGUGUCACGCUGUCAGAGGGACAGUACUGAGGGUGUAUCACCCUGUCAGAGGGACAGUACCGAGGGAGAGUCUGCAAUAUCGGAGGGACAGUACUGAGGGAGUGUCACACAAUUUAGAGGGACAGUAUUGAGGGAUUGUCUCACAAUCGGUGUGACAGUACAGAGGGAGAGUCCCACAGUCAGAGGGAAAGUACUGAGGGAGUAUCUGCAAUAUCAGAGGGACACUACUGACUGAGUGCCUCACGGUCAGAGGGACAGUUAUGAGGGAGUGUCACACUGUCAGAGUUAUAGUACAGAGGGAGUGUCUCACUGUCAGAGGGACAGUACUGAGGGAGUAUCUGACUGUCAGAGGGACAGUACUGAGGGAGUGCCUCACUGUCAGAGGGACAGAACAGGGGGAGUGUCACACUGUCAGACGGACAGUACUGAGGGAGUGUCUCACUGUCAGAGGGACAGUACAGAGGGAGUGUCACACUGUCAGAGGGACAGUACCGAGGGAGAGUCUGCAAUAUCGGAGGGAAAGUACUGGGGGAGUGUCACACAGUUUAGAGGGACAGUACUGAGGGAGUGUCACACUGUCAGACGGACAGUAUUGAGGGAGUGUCUCACUGUCAGAGGGACAGUACUCAGGGAGUGUCUGACUGUCAGAGGGACAGUACUGAGGGAGUGUCCCACUGUCAGAGGGACAGUACUGAGGGAGUGUCACAGCGUCAGAGGGACUGUA
Hypanus sabinus (Atlantic stingray) is the source of this 2733-nucleotide messenger RNA. RefSeq names its product tumor necrosis factor ligand superfamily member 13-like. Bases 29 to 619 code for a protein of 196 amino acids. Gene Ontology annotation, molecular function: tumor necrosis factor receptor binding. Gene Ontology annotation, biological process: immune response. The record is from RefSeq and is a predicted model, not a curated record. Lineage: Eukaryota; Metazoa; Chordata; Chondrichthyes; Myliobatiformes; Dasyatidae. Gene Ontology annotation, cellular component: membrane. The transcript is spliced from 4 exons.